Molecule: messenger RNA, 1953 nt
Organism: Capronia epimyces CBS 606.96
Lineage: Eukaryota; Fungi; Ascomycota; Eurotiomycetes; Chaetothyriales; Herpotrichiellaceae
Exons: 9
Coding region: 1-1953 (650 amino acids)
Biological process (GO): mRNA processing; protein phosphorylation; nuclear-transcribed mRNA poly(A) tail shortening
Cellular component (GO): P-body; PAN complex
Molecular function (GO): ATP binding; protein kinase activity; poly(A) binding
Source: RefSeq, a predicted model, not a curated record
AUGGCCACAACUCUCAAGAACAAUGUCGAAGACAAGCAAGCAGCUUUGUCCCCUCGACUCAAGGGUCGGGAAAAUGCGAAGGAUACGCUGUGUCGCAAUGUCACGAUUUAUGGAAAGUGCCGCUAUGAGGACAAGGGAUGUGCCUUCAACCACAAUAUAGAAAGGUCGGCCUCCGAGAAUGGACAGAAUGACAGCCAGUCGAAGAAGACUCUGAACGUCGACUCUCCCAGUUUCACUCCUUCCUUCCUGUCUCCGAACGGUGCGAACGCUGCCAUCAAAAAAUCGGCCGGCAUCUCCCCCAAGGCGGCAAGCGCUGCCCCUUUCAUGCCCAAGGCCAUCAUCUCCCGGUCUUCAAAUGCAACACCCCUUCAGGAUGCGCGAACGCCAGAUUGGGCUAUGGUUGACGUGCAGGAGUUUGUUCCUAGGCGGGCGCAGGAGCCGCCGUUAGUAAGUUGGCUUUGCAAUCCUGAUAAUGACUCUUCUACAAACGAGAAUGAAAUUCCUGUUGCGCAUAAUUUCGAAACGUUUCAACCUGGCCCCGCCCCGAAUCCAUACCUCGACCAUGGCAUAAACGGAGCUGCCUUCUUUCAAAGCAAUCCAAGUUUCCAAUUGCCGGUGCAAUAUCACCAGUAUGCACCCAUCGGGCAUCACAGCAGCAACCUUACCCCUUAUCAGCGGACAGUGCACGACCUUUUCAUUCCCAAUGAUUUGCGCGAAGAAAUUCAGAAAAAGCUCGCCGCAACCCUUCAAACUCUACCAAACUCGCAGUUGCCGAGUCACAUCGAAAGCUAUCAUUCUCUGGUACCGCUUGACACCAAUCAUAAAAGCUCGACGAUUUUCGGAGGCUACACUUCCUGGGUGUAUAAAGCCCAAUCCAGCACCAACGGUCAAUAUUAUGCUCUUCGCCGAAUUGAAGGCUUCCGUUUGACGAACGAACUUGCCAUCCGAUCCGGGCAAGCAUGGAAGAACGUGAUCAGCGCCAGCGUCGUCCGGAUUGUGGAUGUCUUCACAAACCGUGGAUUCGGCGAUAGCUCGCUUUUUAUAGCGACCGAAUACCACCCCCUUUCCAAAACCCUGGCGGAGUACCACCACAUAGGCCCAAAUUGGGCACGGCCUGCCCGGAAUAUCAAAGAACAAGUCACGGAACCAACCUUGUGGAGUUAUGUGGUCCAGAUCGCAUCGGCUCUCAAAGCAAUCCACAGCAGCGGCCUUGCUGCCCGAGUCCUUGAUCCCAGCAGAAUCCUGGUGACGGGGAAAAACCGAAUCCGACUCAAUGGCUGCGGAGUCCUGGAUGUGGUCCAGUUUGACAGCAGUAGUGGUGCACCCGUGUCCCAGCUGCAACGGCAGGAUCUCGUGAAUUUCGCAUUAGUGAUUCUGUCAAUUGGCUCUGGAAUCGCAGACGCCGGAGCGAACUUUGCGCGAAACAUGGACAUGUUUAAACGAUUCUUCAAACCCGAGCUCCAAAACGCUGUUGUGUGGUUAUAUUCCGCUAUGCAGAAUCAAGAAAAGACGAUCGACCAAUUUGUCACAUUGAUUUCGAAUCAGAUGAUUACAGCCUUCAAUGCCGCCCUCCAUACCGAUGACACUUUAUAUUCGGAAUUGAGCCGGGAAGUGGAGAACGCCCGCCUCGUCCGCCUCAUGGCGAAGUUGGACUCUAUCAACGAGCGCCCGGAGUACGAGCAUGAUCGCGCAUGGUCAGAAAACGGCGAGAGGUAUUACCUCAAACUAUUCCGAGACUAUGUCUUCCAUCAGGUCGACGCCCAAAAUCGCCCGGUCGUCGACAUCGGACAUAUUGUCACAUGCCUAAACAAACUGGAUGCCGGUACAGACGAACGUAUAACGUUGAUUAGUCGCGAUGAGCAGAGCUGUUUCAUUGUCAGCUACCGAGAGUUGAAGAAGGGGGUAGAAUCGGCUUUCCAGGAUUUAUUAAAGAGAAGCGCUCCGCUACGUUAG